Danio rerio (zebrafish) is the source of this 7909-nucleotide messenger RNA. Lineage: Eukaryota; Metazoa; Chordata; Actinopteri; Cypriniformes; Danionidae. The record is from RefSeq and is a predicted model, not a curated record.
GAUAGAUAGAUAGACAGACAGACAGAUAGACAGACAGAUGGAUAGAUAGAAUAUUCGGAUUAUUAUAUUAGUAUUUAUGUUAUGCCAGAAGUAUUAGCAUAUUUUCUGCAUGCUUAUGGUUUUUUUCAAAUAAGCCAACUGAAAAGGCUGUGUUAAAGUUUCUCAUAGGUUUGCCGCCGUGUUUAGUGAUCCAAACCUUCGGCUAAGGGUUACCUGUGGUGCUCCACUUCUCCUUUCCCAACAACGUUCCCAAUAUCUCUGGCUAAAUCACAUUCCUCAGCCUUCGUCACAAUGGGAGAACUGUUUGAUGGUUUGUCCCUCUCUCUCUCUUGCCCAUAUCUCAGGUAUUCCCCUUACUUAAGAACCCAAAGCACCCAGACCUCUCAUAACCUCUGUCUCGACACCACUUUUAAGGACUUAAAAGCGAAAAAAAAAACCUUGAAAUAAGAACAUAAAGUUUUUAGAAGUUGUUUUUGUGAUUAAUAAAAUAAAAUAUACAUUUUUUAAAUGAUAAACUCAAAGUUAAAAUUAUUAUAAAUUAAAUCAGAAGGAUUUGAGUUGUUAAUAACUCACAUUGAAAUAAUUUAAACUUUCUCAGUGCUUUAAAUAUUAUUGUAGGUGCACUCCACAAUUUUAAAAUAAAUUUGCCCCCCCAAAAAAAGAAAUCUUUCCGGCGCAGGGGGGGGAAGAAGUCCAAAACAAAACAUUGCAUGAUAGUCUUUAAGUAGUUCCAUCUGUCCAGCAGAAUUUCAGGCUAAUAGCCUGUGGCGCAUCAGUCCGUUCCCUUAACUCCCGCAACCUGACUCUGUCCUAUUAAAUCUCUCCACUCCUCCAAAAAAAAAAAAAAAAAAAAAACAGUGAAUGAAGGAGAAAAAGAUCUUGAGCAGACCUAAGUCAACUAAAUUGUGAUAGUGAUGAUGAUGAUGAUGGUGAUGAUGAUGAUGGCGGUGAUGAAGCGCAAGCCCUAAUUAAGGAGAAAAAAGGACCUCAGGCACUCAGUGAUGUGGAAAAAAAGGGCUCAUCAUUGUGGUGUAUUUUUUUAAGGACAGCUCGCUCUGUGAGCAGAUGACUGCCGCUCACCUUGCCACGGGGUCUGCGUGAGAUUGGUUCAUUGUCAAGGAUUUUUUUUUUUUUUUACCCAUGAUUCCAUAUGGUAUGGAGUGGGCUACAUGUUGCCCAACAUGCCAGUGCAAAUGUUUUCUCAAUUAGGUGUCUUAUCUCCGGUGAGUGCACUAGCAUCAGAUGAAGCUUGCUGACAGCGUAAUGGCAGCUAAAACCUCGGAAGGCUCCAUCAAAUGGCAGCUCUGCUACGACAUCUCGGCCAGGACUUGGUGGAUGGAUGAAUUCCAUCCUUUCAUUGAAGCACUGCUGCCCCAUGUGAGAGCGUUUGCCUACACUUGGUUCAACUUGCAGGCCCGCAAGAGAAAAUACUUCAAGAAGCACGAGAAGCGCAUGUCGAAGGAAGAGGAGCGAGCCGUGAAGGACGAGCUGCUCAGCGAGAAGCCGGAGGUCAAGCAGAAGUGGGCAUCGCGGCUGCUGGCCAAACUCCGCAAGGACAUCCGGCCCGAGUUCCGCGAGGAUUUUGUGCUCACCGUCACCGGGAAGAAGCCCCCUUGCUGUGUUCUCUCGAACCCCGACCAGAAGGGCAAGAUGAGGAGAAUCGACUGCCUGCGUCAGGCGGACAAAGUGUGGCGCUUGGACCUGGUCAUGGUGAUUUUAUUCAAAGGUAUUCCUCUUGAAAGUACUGACGGCGAAAGGCUGGUUAAGUCACCGCAGUGCUCGAACCCAGGGCUGUGCGUGCAGCCGCAUCACAUAGGAGUUUCCGUAAAGGAGCUCGACCUGUACUUGGCCUACUUCGUCCAUGCAGAAGCAGGGCAGUCUGACAGUCCGAACCAGCCCAGUGAAGGCGACAUCAAGGACCAGCCAGAAAAUGGGCACCUUGGCUUCCAGGACAGUUUCGUCACAUCAGGUGUCUUCACCGUCUCUGAGCUAGUGCGAGUCUCACAGACUGGCCCCCAUAUAAAGUCGGACACUGUCAAGCCACAGUUUGGCACACCGUCAAGCUCAGCGCCCAUCGCGGCAGGGACGGGGCCCAACUUUUCGUUGGCAGACUUGGACAGCUCUUCCUACUACAGUAUGAGCCCUGGGGCCAUGAGGCGCCCCCUACCCAGCACUUCUUCUAGCAGUUCUGCAAAGCGAAUCAAAUGCAUGGAGGAUGAGGUGGACAGCCCGGGAGAGGAGUCCUACUACCCAGGUCAGGGACGCUCGCCUGGAAGCGGCAGCCAAGCCAGCAGCUGGCAUGAAGUGGAGCCAGCUGGAUAUAAACUGCGUGGCUCGCUAGCUAGUUCGUUCAUCUCAAGACAAGGGAUGCCAUCGCCUACCACAUUAAAGAAGUCAGAGAAGUCUGGUUUCAGCAGCCCUGUGCCUUCGCAGACCGCUUCCCCCCGAACGGCAUUCACACACCAUCAUCGACCUGUCAUUACAGGACCCAGAGCGAGUCCACACGCCACGCCGUCAAGUCUUCAUUUCCCGACGUCGCCAAUCAUCCAGCAGCCCGGCUCCUACUUCUCCCACCACGCCAUUCGCUACCACCCACAGGAGACGCUAAAGGAGUUUGUCCAACUUGUCUGUCCUGACAGUGGUCAGCAGGCUGGACAGGUGGGCUUCCUUAAUCCCAAUGGGAGCAGUCAAGGGAAGGUGCACAACCCGUUCCUGCCCACCCCGAUGCUGCCGCCCCCUCCACCGCCCCCGAUGGCGCGACCCGUUCCUCUGCCCGUGCCAGACUCUAAACCUCCAUCCACCUCCACUGACGGAGGAGGAAACUCACCCACUUCACCCAGUGAGUGUCUGACCUCUUGUAUGACCAGUCAUCUGAUGCCACACACAACACUGACUAAAGCCUACUCCACACCGAGCACGUCUCCCGCUCAGCGUUUUGUCAGCGUGGGCCCCAGAGACCCCAGCUUUGUAAAUAUCCCUCAGCAGCCUCAGUGGUACCUGGGCUAAAGACUCCCGAACACGGACACACGGCCGCUCCGAGGUCACUCGACCACCCCCUCUGUCUCCCCUGAGUACGACCCGCAAACAUGUACACCAGUCUGAACAGAGAGAAGCCACUUGCUGCCCCGUACCGGACAGACCCACAGCAUGGCUCCAGCCGAACAACCCCGCCAAGCCCUGGAACAAGAGGAACCGCUUACACCCACUUACUAUAUAUCUAUAUAGUCCAGAUGUAUUCUUCCAUAUGUAUGGUUUACAUGCCUAUAUUCAUAUAUAGUAGCUGUCCAGCUCUUCUGAGGGUGGAGCUCAGAUAAAAAAAAAAAACGAAGAGCUUUUUUUUGUUUUCCUAAUUUUUUUUUUUUGUUUUGAAAACGUGCACGUUUUAUUUUUAUUUUCUGUUCGUUUGUUUGUUUUUGUUUUUUAUGGUUCACCCUCACAGAUAGACGAGGAAAAACGUAACAUGACGCAAUCAAAGAGCUUCCCGCUUCUGUGCCUGUGGUGUUAAAAAGAGAGGCGUUUCGAGAUCAAAAACGCAGUCGACGGCCAAGGGUCGCGAACCCACAACCAUCUGGAGGUCGGAGCUCUGCCUUUCAAUCACUCGUGUUUCGACGCUGUUGGAGGUUUCGCCUGGGUCAGAUUUACCACCAGCUAAAAAACAAACUAAUCUAAACAAAUGUGUAUUGCGUCUUCUGGACCAUUUGCUUCCCUUCCACCGCCAUCAUCACCACCACCGCCAUCAAGGACUCAACCCCAUUUUUAUCUGUUGUUUUUGUCAUUUUUGGGGCAGGCGAUGAAGAAGUCAUGAACGGUGAUGUUUGAUAUCAGGUCAUUUUACAGGAGAUCUCCCCACUUGGAGGCAUGUUCAUAUUUUGUGUUUUUCUUACAAAAAAAAUGAGGAAAAAAAAGAGAGAAAGUCAUAGUGAUUGUUUCUACUAAACCCCAGCCGGAAGGUCUGUGGCACGCCAAGGGCCGAGUGAAGGUUCAAUCUUCCAGAAACUUCAAGGGAAGGUUAACCGUGAAUACUGAAUUGAGGAAAGUGCAAUUUUGUUGGGUAGAUGUUGGAUUGUUAAAUAUCUUUGUAAGAUAGAUCGUUGAAGCGAUUUGUUGAAAAGUAUAUAUAUAUAAAUAUAUAUAUUUUUCUUCCUAGUCCGUUCACACCUCCAGGACUCUAAAAUAUCGGGGUACAAAAAAAAAAAAAAUAACAACAACAACAACAUGUAAAGAGAAAAAUAGAACAAAUAGCCUUGUGAGAAAUAAGGGGAGCUGUAAUUGUUUUUUUGAAAUGUGUUUGUUUCUUUGUUUGUUCAUCUUUUGUUAGCAUUGUAGAACAAAUAAUCCCUUUAAGAAAUAUCGCCGUCAACUUUCUAGUUUCCGAAACGCUACAGCAGUUUUGAUUUACUGUACGCAAAAGAAAUUGCAGUUUGGAUGUAAGGAAAACAUAAAAAUCGCCUGAUUGAAGGGAUAGUUUGGCUAAAAUAUACAAUUGCUUCUUUCUUUUUAACAUCUCAUAGUAGAUUUUUAGCUGAAAGUGUGGUCCUUUGUGAUUUAUAAAAUGUAAGUUAUUUUUACAGUAGUAAGCGCAUCAUUUGUAAUGCUUUUUGCUCCUGAUGAUACAUUGUAAAGUGAAACGGAAUACUUAUAAAGUAGAACUGAAAACCAUCAUAAAACCCUUUUUAACUCUAAAAGUGCCAGCAUUCAUUGGCUGUUUCCAUUCAAAGAUGUGAAUUAGCCCAGCAGACACACAACAUCAAAAGACGUUAAUAUUUGGCUAGAUUUAGGUCACCAGUGUCUUAGGACAAUGUUAUUUUGAUGUCCAAUAACGACGUGAAAUGACGUUGAUAUUUUGUUGAUUUUAGGUUGUGUUGGAAAGUAAUCAAAAUCCAACGUCAAGCCAACAUCUUAAACCAACGUCAUAUUGACGUGAAAUACUGACAUUUAUUCAUUAAGUAUGGCAACCAAAAUCCUACGUUUGAUAGACGUCAUAUUGGUAACGUCCACACAACGUCAAGCUGUAACAUCAUUAGACGUUGAUAUUUUGUUGUUUUUAGGUUGCGUUGAAAAGUAACCUAAAUGCAAUGCCUGUCUGACGUUAAACAUUGAUGUUGGGUUCUGACCUCAACCCGAUUUUCAUUUCCUACAAAAUACAACAUCCCACGAUUGGGAUAUAACUUCAAUCUGUGCCUGCUAGGAGACUUGUUUGCAAAACUGGAAUAUCACAUAAAACAUUUGCGAAAAAACAUAAGAUAAAAUUAGUUAAAUGUGUCUUCGUUGUCGUUUAUGCACAUUUUUUCUCAUCGAAUAAACUGUUUAAGUGCAUAAGGAUUUUUUUUGCACAUUUUCAAAAUGUAUCCACACCCUGGUGUUUCUAUGAAGCAUUUUUUCAAUGCACGUAAAAAUAGGUGGAAACAUGGCUAGUGACUUCACUAAAUCACUGAAAACCACAGUUUUAGCUACAAAUCUUCUUUAACGUUCUACUGAGGAAAACAAAUUAAAAAUUUCAGACAAACCAUCGCUUUAAAUUUGUCCGAAUGUGAACACAACAAGCGACUAUCGAACUAACUUCCUUGCCAACACUUUCAAAAACUGUUGCGCAAAAAAUGUGAAGAUCCGAAAGCUUCCCUUGCAUGCAAUUUCCGUUCUUUUUUUGAGUUAGUUUUUCGUUCGUUUCCUGUAUGAAACAUAUAUAUAAAUAAAUAUAUAUAUAUAUACGCUUACAGUCUCAUCCACCGUCGAUCAAAGCUCAGUAAAGUUACGAAAAAUAAAAAAGAAAUAAUAAUCUGCAUGUUCUAGUGUUAGUGACAAAUUUUUACAUAGAUUACGUAGAGUUUAAAGUAGUGUGGAAAUAUUGUAAUCCCAACAUCGGGCACUUGCCGAUCAAGUAUUUGUUUGGUCCCUUUAAAAAAAGGGUGUUUUUACUGCUGUUCUCACAAUCAACCAGCUAAACAUCUCUCUGACUCUUCUUAGCUUGUCGUCAUUUCUAUUCUGACGUCUCCCUUCCUCCUUUAUUCCCAACAGAACAAUCAUUUUCAUGCAACGUACGCACUUCAUCGUCCCUGCACGAACAAUUCCACAUCGAUGUGCCUUGAGCGAUGGUUAGUUCGGAAUUAUUGCACAAGCUGCAAUGUGGAGACUAUUUUUUUACCUUUUCACCCUUUUGCGUGUCGUGGUAACUUGGAGAGAGUGAAAUUACUAAUGUUAAUACGCAGUAUUACUCUCCAUUUAACCACCAGUGGUCGUCGAGCGCUUGGAAAAUCCCAUCGUUUACACUUCAAUCAGUCGAAAGUCAAUCAAAAGUGUUUUUUUUUCUCUCUAAUUUAACACUAGUGUCAUUGAUAUUUAUGGAUGUUUUGCAAUUUCUAAAUGACGACUACUUCUUUAUUUUUUUCUUUUCAGUCUUCCUGUGUUGUUUUCUUUUUCGUUCCCAGAGAUGAAUAACGAGGAAAAGAUUAAUAUGCAAUACCUGCUUGCACUCAUGUAGUCAUUUUUAUUUUUGUCGUGUUUUCAUUUUUACCACCCACCAAAGUGAGCACUUGACAGGUCAAGUGGCUGAGCGUCAGUGUUUUUCAUGCCCAUGACACGAGAAAACGCCAUUGAUCAGCCUCACUUGGGUUUCACGCAAUUUGUUUUUCGGUCAUAAUCGAGCCUUAAAAACGAGGAAACUUGCUUUCCAUCACAAACACGCAAGAGCGAACACGUCCAGGAUUUGAAAAAGCCCAGAUUUUUUUUUUAAUUGUACAUUUUUUGGUGUUAUUUUCUAUCGCGUAUAUAUUUGGGAAAUAGUUUUUCCCGGACAUCUGAUGUGAUGAUGAUGAUUUAGUAGUUAAACUUGUGUGGGUUUUCUUUUUUUUUCUUUUUUUAGCGUGAUUUAUUACUUAUUUCGGUCAUUGUUCUUGCCUACCCUUUUUAGAAAUGAGUUGGGCAUUACUUUCUUAAUCGUCUGCACUAAAUAUAUAUUAAAAAAUGAUUAAAAAUCAACAAAAAAAAAAAAAAAAGCUUCCAGGGCUUAAAAGAGCGAAGGGAAACACGAUUGCACGAUAUUUUUUUUGUCACGAAAACCUUGUUUGGAGCAGCCUGGCAUCUAAUCAGCGAGAUUGGCUGUGCGUGUGUAAGAUAAUGACAAAAUUGCACCCUUUUUAAAGAAAGAAAAAAACCGAGAAAAAGAAUUUCAAGCAAUAGUUUGGGCAGUCUGUUUUGUUCUCGUGUUGUGUGUGUGUAAUUUAGUUUUUUGGUACAAGACGCGCGGGAGAGGCGAACAAAGUGAAUCGAUUAGAUAUGAGAUUUAGGGCGGACGCACCUGAGUAUGGGAGAUUUGAUGUUUGUAUAUUGUAUAGUUUUAUUAAUUACACUGAUUUUAAAGCUGCCCUAUUUUAUAAUGCAGGACUUUUGUAACAUUGAUUAAAUGAGGAAAAAACUAGUGUUGUGAAUUUUUCUGAUUGUUUGUAUUAAGGCCACAUAAAUAGAACUGGUUUUGUUUGUCCUCUGGGGAACUGGAUUUAAGUUGAAAACUUCCUGUUUCCUCUUUAUUAUUUUUUGUUUGUUUUAUUUCUUUUUGCUUUCCUUUUUCGUUUUUGUAUGUAUUUAAGGACUUAUUUCUUCUUUCGAUGGUAUAGAAGUACUCCUAUGCUUGAAAAGUGUAGGAUGCCGAGGUGAAAACCCCAUUGUAAAUGGAUGUUACAAGUAUGCUGUAUGUUUUGAAGGUUAUUUGUUGCAUCAGUGUUGAUGAAGCUAAAUCUAGAUACUUCUGAGGAUGUUGGUAAGAAGAGAGCGUUUUUAUGCAUUUUAAAAUUAGUUUUAGGCAGAAGACAAUGACAUAGACGGCCAAAGGAUGCCCCUAUUAUAAAUGCAUCUAGGCAUCUUUUUGUGUUCACCAUUCCAUGCAGGAAAAUAAACCGCUUGAUAUGCAACAUGA